Messenger RNA from Drosophila eugracilis, 2236 nucleotides. RefSeq names its product ras-related protein Rab-10 (gene Rab10). The record is from RefSeq and is a predicted model, not a curated record. Gene Ontology annotation, biological process: cellular response to insulin stimulus. The transcript has 4 exons. Gene Ontology annotation, molecular function: GTP binding; GTPase activity. Gene Ontology annotation, cellular component: insulin-responsive compartment; Golgi apparatus; recycling endosome. The coding region runs from base 275 to 889 and encodes 204 amino acids. Lineage: Eukaryota; Metazoa; Arthropoda; Insecta; Diptera; Drosophilidae.
UUUUACCCAGCUCUAGUUCUAAUAGCAACAAUUUGCCAGCGAAGAUAUAAAUUAAUUCGGCGCAUUUAAAAACCCGGGAGGAAACUAAGGAAUAUAAAGAGAUUCCAAUCCAUUAUUCAGACGGAAAAAACAGGAAUAAGCGCGAUAUAGAUAGACGUUUAAAUAAUAAUAUAGUUUGUCACCUGCAUCCGUGCGUGUGUGUGUGCGAGUGUGCGUGUAGAGUGUGCGCGUGUGUUUGUGCUUUGUUCUGCGAGCGUUUCGUUUCGUUUUUAAAAUGGCAAAGAAAACCUACGAUUUGCUGUUCAAACUGUUGCUGAUCGGCGACUCUGGUGUGGGAAAGACAUGUAUAUUGUUCCGAUUUUCGGAUGAUGCUUUUACGUCGACGUUUAUAUCGACCAUAGGCAUCGAUUUUAAAAUCAAAACAGUUGAACUGCGAGGCAAGAAGAUCAAGCUGCAAAUAUGGGACACCGCUGGUCAGGAGCGUUUCCACACGAUAACCACUUCGUAUUAUCGAGGGGCCAUGGGCAUAAUGCUUGUCUAUGACAUAACGAACGAAAAAAGUUUUGAAAAUAUAGUCAAAUGGUUACGGAAUAUAGACGAGCACGCCAACGAGGACGUAGAGAAGAUGAUCCUGGGCAACAAGUGCGACAUGACGGACAAGCGAUUGGUAAACAAGGACCGCGGCGAAGCGAUUGCCCGUGAGCAUGGCAUUCGGUUUAUGGAAACAUCCGCCAAAUCGAACAUAAACAUUGAACCGGCUUUCUGCGAGCUGGCCGAGGCCAUAUUAGACAAGACAUCGGGACGUGAAUCGGCGGAGAAUCAGGAGCGCGUGAUCAUUGAUCGCCGGAAUAAUGAGAAGGCGCCGGGCUACAGCAAGUGCUGCGCGUAAAAAGCGGCGUAAUAGACGAACGGGGCGUGGUUUGGCCCGGUUUGUGCUUAGAGCUGUGCGUGGAAGGAAGGCGAAGGCUGGAUGGAUGGAAUCGGAUUUGGAUUGAAUUGAAAUUGGAAUUGGCGAUGGUGAUGGGGAUCGGUUUCUGAAACUGCUCCACACGAAACGAAAGGGAAACAAAGCAAUAAACCCGGGGUCAAUCGCACGCAUGGGGGUACUCUUACUUAUAACGAGGCAGAUACGCAGAUGGAUGGAACAAGCAACAGAAACAACCUACCUAAAGUUUAACAACACAGAUAUUGUAAUACGAACAUUUGGAAGCAACUUUACAAAAUACCCCGGAUAAUGGUGGUCAGUAAACAUCUGGAAUAGGUCCACGUUAGUUACCCCGCACACACAAACACAGCACAGCAUGGCUCCCGUCCAAUUGGUUUGGCAUAAAGACACAAGGAAGGAGCAAAUGUAUUUGCAUUUUUUUGGAGCCGCAACUUUUUUUGUUGGUUAGCUAACGUUGGAUCAUGAAGAUCAAUUCCAAGGAAACUGUCCAGCCACACACGAAACGAUUAUGAUAACAAAGACGCAGACAUAAGCAACUUUUGUAACGUAACUUUUGAUAUAUAUAUAGUCUUACGAUUCCUGUAAUCUUCAACUCAGUCGUUCGUACGUACGUUGUUCGUUCGUUCGUUCGCCCAUCACUCGCACUCCCCAUGCCGGACCAUUUAGUGUUUUUUGUUUUGUUUUGCGUUUCAGCCUAGAUAUAAAUAACACCUAUACAUAUUAUAAAAAUCGGAUAGUAUAUAGCAUAUACCUAGCUUGCUUUCGCUUUGUUUUUCGAUACUAAGCCAGCGAAUAGUUCGAUGGGGGAGGUAGGGGGUCAGACGCUCUGCAGCCACUCAUCAAGCCAGAGUCAGAGUUCGUGCUGUUCCCAAAAUUGUUUUCUAAUUAUUGCCUAUAUAUAUAUAUAUAUAUAUAUAUAUAUACUUUAUAUAUAUAUAUAUACAUAUUACAUACCAUAUAUCGCAUCGUUUUUAUGUGCAUUCGCGCCCGCACACCCAAUAUAUAUAUGUAUGUGUAUACUUAAGGGGGCGUGGGUGUGCGCGCGUGUAUAUCUCCCCAUAUAUGUAUGUAAAGACGGUGCACGCCAUGAAUGUAGCAACCGCAAGAGGAGGAGCGCCCAAAGACCUAACGCCUCCCGUCUCCUUGUAAUUUUAUUCUACAGUCUUUUUUUUUUUUUGUUCGUCGUGUAAACCUAUUAUUUGUAACUGUAUAUGGAUUUAGUUUAGUUGUCCACACCAAAUGAUUUACCGAUUAAAAAUAUAAAGAACAACCUAAACCAUGUCAUAUAAA